Molecule: messenger RNA, 3411 nt
Organism: Myotis davidii
Lineage: Eukaryota; Metazoa; Chordata; Mammalia; Chiroptera; Vespertilionidae
Gene: BANP
Product: BTG3 associated nuclear protein
Exons: 14
Coding region: 900-2402 (500 amino acids)
Biological process (GO): protein localization to nucleus; negative regulation of protein catabolic process
Molecular function (GO): DNA binding
Source: RefSeq, a predicted model, not a curated record
UGAGCGGAUUGCAUACAUUGCCUUAAUAGAGGGCUGAUUUGUCUGAUGAGAUGGCAGGGAUUGCCUUGAUAUUGGAGAAAUAAAUAUUCCCCGAAGAACUGUCAACAAGAGUGACUUCCGAGGAUGGAGAGCUCGCCUCUCCCGACCAGGGAGGCCCAGUUUAGCGUCUGGAAGUGGAACAGGUGGUUGCUCGAUAGUUGGUGUGACCUGUUCUCCCCAGAUGUCCGCCGAGGACUGUGCGCUGAGACCCGACUGCGCUGGUAGAACGAGCACUAAACUAAACCAGUUGGUGAGAGGGCAGAGCUGUAACUGGAAGUUUGGGAAACAGAAAAAUAACGGGAUAGUUGAGUGGUCUUCAGUGAGGGAAACGGUACAUUAGAAAAUAGAUGAUUGGAUAACGUAACGUCCAGCUUUUAGGACAACCCUGGGUACAGAUAGCCAGCGGUAAAAGGAAACUUGAGAACUGCCUGUAAAGUUCUAUCUAUCCAGCUCCGUUUCCCCUUUGUCUUGCAGUUAAAAUAAUAUGUUGUUGUCAUGUAUUCUAUCAUGGGCUUUAAAACACACGCACACACACACACACACAGAGACACAGCUGCCAUUAAUGUGCCCUGGCGGGGACUGCUAAUCAUCUCCAGUGUUUCUCAUCACAGCGACCCAGUGAGCUACUGUCCUGUUUUAUGGAUGAGGUGACAGAUCCAGAGGUUAAGUGACUUGCCUACGACACACAGAGCCAAGGUGCUCUGGAGCAGUUGCUGAGGAUGAAGGUGGAAGAAACUCCCAGUGUUCAGCACAGGCACCAGGUUCAGAGAAUAUUACUGGAUAUAACUGAGGUGACAGAAUCCUAGCCCUGUGUGAGUUUGAUUCUUGCUUGUUGACUGGCCCCUCUCCUCUCCUUCUGGAUGAUGUCAGAACAGGAUCUGGCGGACGUGGUGCAGAUUGCAGUAGAAGACCUGAGUCACCAUCACCCAGUUGUACUGGAGAAUCAUGUAGUGACAGAUGAAGAUGAACCAGCUUUGAAACGCCAACGAUUAGAGAUCAAUUGCCAGGACCCCUCUAUAAAGUCCUUCCUGUAUUCCAUUAACCAGACAAUAUGCUUGCGAUUGGAGAGCACUGAAGCCAAGCUGCAAGCUCUCGAGGCCACUGGUAAAUCAUUAGAAGAAAAGCUGGAUCUGGUCACGAACAAGCAGCACAGUCCCAUCCAAGUGCCCAUGGUGGCGGGCUCCCCUCUCGGCGCAACACAGACGUGCAACAAAGUGCGAUGCGUCGUCCCCCAGACUACAGUAAUACUCAACAGUGAUCGGCAGAACGCCAUUGUAGCCAAGAUGGACGACCCCUUGAGCAACAGGGCACCGGAUUCCCUGGAAAAUAUCAUUAGCAACGCGGUUCCCGGGCGUCGGCAGAACACCAUUGUGGUGAAGGUACCCGGGCAAGAAGACAGCCACAAUGAGGAUGGGGAGAGUGGGUCCGAGGCCAGUGACUCCGUUUCCACCUGUGGACAGUCGGGAAGUCAGAACAUCGGAAACAACGUCACCCUCAUCACCCUGAACUCAGAAGAGGACUACCCCAACGGCACCUGGCUGGGGGACGAGAACAACCCCGAGAUGCGGGUGCGCUGCGCCAUUAUCCCCUCCGACAUGCUGCAUAUCAGCACCAACUGCCGCACGGCAGAGAAGAUGGCGCUGACGCUGCUGGACUACCUCUUUCACCGGGAGGUGCAGGCCGUCUCCAACCUCUCGGGCCAGGGGAAGCAUGGCAAGAAGCAGCUCGACCCCCUCACCAUCUAUGGGAUCCGGUGUCACCUCUUUUAUAAAUUUGGAAUCACAGAAUCUGACUGGUACCGAAUCAAACAGAGCAUCGACUCCAAAUGCCGGACAGCCUGGCGGCGGAAACAGCGAGGCCAGAGCCUGGCCGUCAAGAGCUUCUCUCGGAGAACGCCAUCCUCCUCCUCGUACAGUGCAUCAGAGAGCCUGAUGAGCACGCCACCACCCGCCAGUGAGAUACCACAGCCCCAGCCGCAGGCCCUGCACUAUGCCCUGGCCAACGCCCAACAGGUCCAGAUCCACCAGAUUGGAGAGGAUGGACAGGUCCAAGUAAUCCCACAGGGUCACCUCCACAUUGCUCAGGUGCCUCAAGGGGAGCAGGUGCAGAUCACGCAGGACAGCGAGGGCAAUCUACAGAUACACCAUGUGGGACAGGAUGGGCAGGUGCUUCAGGGGGCCCAGCUGAUAGCCGUGGCCUCCUCAGACCCCACUGCCACCGGCAUAGAUGGGUCACCUCUCCAGGGCAGUGACAUCCAGGUCCAGUACGUCCAGCUGGCGCCAGUGACUGACCACACUACGGCAGCUCAGGGUGUAAUCUGUUGCUCUCAGUACGCCCCGUCCAGCUGGCUCUCUGGGCAGUGAUGGUGCCCAGGCUCCUGAUGGCUUCCCAGCCAUCUGAUGUGUCAAGAUGUUCCAGAAGCAUCUGGUAUUUUCCCUGCUCAGACUGGAAUCGGCUGUCUCUCCAAGGAAUCCUGGUCACUGUUAGAGGAAGAUGGUAUUUAGAAACCACGGUCUGGGUGCUGGGGUGCUCCUGCUCCAGGUGUCCAGAUCCAGCCCUCCCAGUGACCAGAACAGGGCGUGAGUGUGGGCGUGAGUGUGUGUGCACGUGUGUACAGAUAAUGUGUGUAUGUGAGUCCACACUCACACAAAUGUACACCCGCACAAAUGCAUUCACUCGCUCACACACUUUAUCCAUCUUUAUCUGCCAGUGAGUUUUCCCCAGUCAGCCACUGGCUGGCUUCCUUCCCUUGUCAAGCGAUCUGUGUUUUCACUUCAUUGAUGUCCAGCAUUCUUCACUCGAUCCAGAGCAGGAUUCCAGGCCCGGAAGAAGCAUCUCCCUCAAGCCUGUAAUUUGAUGGAGGGAGCCCCGGCUCACCAGGAAACCUGGAUGAGCGGCAGAACUCAAUUUGCCACUGAGGCUCUCUGAACAGAUUUCUAGCCUUCGCUGUGCUCUUUAUAAGAGCAAAAGUUGAAAACCCUUCCUGUGCAUUGGUGAGAGAAUGGUUCCUUGACCUGUGGCUUGGGCGUCAGCCCCCGAAUUCUUGACUCCUGACUGAGGGCCGGGCCGGAGGGCAGGGUGGUAGUUCUCCAGUGAAGCCUGUGGAGGUGAGAGGAGAGGAUGUUUUGGCAGAACAGCUUGGACUUGGCUCCAGGACAGUGCAGAAAGGCGAGAACACUCCGCCCUGUGUCCCUGGGGGGCCCAGACUCCUUGUUUGCUGGGGUCAUGUUGGAGCCCCCAGCUUCACUCAGAAGACACCCCUACACCCUUGCUUGUGGACUGGCAGUGCCUUCUGCUCACUGGACUUGCUGUAGAGCAGGGGUGGGGAACAUCUGGCCCACAGGCCGUAGAAGUCCCGAGAAAUCAUUUGGU